Molecule: messenger RNA, 3441 nt
Organism: Ostreococcus lucimarinus CCE9901
Lineage: Eukaryota; Viridiplantae; Chlorophyta; Mamiellophyceae; Mamiellales; Bathycoccaceae
Exons: 1
Coding region: 1-3441 (1146 amino acids)
Biological process (GO): DNA-templated transcription
Cellular component (GO): RNA polymerase III complex
Molecular function (GO): DNA binding; DNA-directed RNA polymerase activity; ribonucleoside binding
Source: RefSeq, a predicted model, not a curated record
AUGGACUGCCUCACGCGCGACCCCUCGAAGAUCACCGCUCCGAUCGCGACGUUGGAGGAUAAAUACGAGCUCCUGCCGGCGUUUCUCAAGGUGAGAGGGCUGGUCAGGCAGCACAUCGACUCGUUCAACUACCUGGUGAACGAGGAGAUCAAAAAAAUCAUUCACGCCAAGGCGAACGAGCGAGUGACGUGCGAUAGUGAUCCAAACUUUUACCUGAAGUACACGAAUAUACACGUUGGACGACCGAGCGUGGAGGAAGAUUACGUGGUGGAGGAAAUAACGCCGCAGCAGUGUCGAUUGCGAGACAUGACGUACGCGGCGCCGAUUACGGUGGAUGUGGAGUACACGCGUGGGAAGGAGAUCGUGACGCGUCAGGCGAAGAAUGGUGUGGGUGGCGUCGUUAUUGGACGGAUUCCUUUGAUGCUGCGAAGCUCGCGGUGUGUGUUGACCGGAAAAAAUGAGGACGAAUUGGCGAGGUUGGGGGAGUGUCCGUUGGAUCCGGGUGGAUACUUCAUCGUCAAGGGCGUGGAGAAAGUGAUUUUGAUUCAAGAGCAGUUGAGCAAGAAUAGAAUUAUCAUAGAAGUCGACGCCAAAGGAGAGAUUGGGGCAUCGGUGACUUCGUCGACGCACGAACGGAAGAGUAAGACAAACAUCGUAGUCAAGCACGGAAAGUUCUACCUUCGACACAACACGUUUGCGGACGACAUUCCAAUCAUGAUCGUUCUCAAGGCAAUGGGGUUGGAGAGCGAUCAAGAAGCGGUGCAAAUGAUCGGAUCGGAACCAGCGUACGCGAUGCUUUUGGGGCCGACUUUACAGGAGUGUCAAGCAGCUGGAGUUUUCACUACGCAGCAGGCGCUAGAGUAUUGCGCGAACAAGGUGCGCGUGGUGAAGACGCACAUGACGAAUAGACCGGGUGUGCGAAACUUCGGUAGAUCGCGCGUAGAUGAAGCGCGCGACAUUCUUGCCGGCGUCGUACUCGCACACGUGCCCGUGACGUCGUAUGACUUUAGGCAAAAGUGCGCUUACAUUUCCAUCAUGGUUCGCAGAAUUCUGAACGCGAUGCUCGACCCGACGCAGAUCGAUGACAAGGACUACUAUGGUAACAAGCGUCUUGAACUCGCCGGUCAGCUCAUUGCCCUAUUGUUUGAAGAUUGCUUCAAACGUUUGAACGCUGAUUUGAAGCGACAAGCCGACGCCGUGCUUUCCAAAGCAAAUCGUGCGACGCAGUUUGACAUCUUAAAGUGCAUUCGUCAAGACACCCUGAGUAACGGCCUGGAACACGCAAUUUCGAGCGGUAACUGGACGGUAAAGCGUUUUAGAAUGGAACGAAAAGGCGUGACUCAAGUGCUGAGUCGACUGAGUUUCAUCAGCGCGCUCGGUAUGAUGACGCGCAUAACGUCUCAGUUUGAAAAGACCAGAAAGGUUUCCGGUCCGCGGGCGUUACAACCGAGUCAAUGGGGGAUGCUCUGCCCGAGUGACACUCCCGAAGGAGAGUCAUGCGGGCUCGUAAAAAACUUGGCGCUGAUGACGCACGUCACGACGGAUGACGAGGAGGAGCCGCUUCGCCGUUUAGCACACGCGCUCGGUGUAGAACCGCUUACGUGGUUAAACGCCGGUGAGAUGCAUUCGCCGUCUGGUGCGCACGUUUUGAUGAACGGUUCCCUGCUCGGCGUGCACGCGCAACCCGAAGCGUUCUCGCACGCGUUUAGAAAGCUGCGACGGGCGGGGCGAAUUGGUGAGUUCGUUUCUGUGUACACUGCGGAUGGAUGCGUGUACAUUUCUUCAGACGGUGGACGAGUGUGUCGACCACUCAUCAUCAUCGAGCGUGGUGAGCCUUUACUGACUCAAGAACAUCUCGACGAGCUGAAAGAUGGUCAUCGUACGUUCAAUGAUUUCCUACGCGAAGGAUUAGUCGAGUACCUGGACGUGAAUGAAGAGAACAAUUCGUACAUUGCGUUGUACGAAGACGAGGUGAACGACGAGACGACGCACUUGGAGAUUGAACCUUUCACUUUGCUUGGCGUUUGUGCUGGCAUCAUCCCGUAUCCUCAUCACAAUCAGUCACCGCGAAAUACAUAUCAAUGCGCCAUGGGUAAGCAAGCGAUGGGUAAUAUUGCGUUCAAUCAAUUAAACCGAAUGGACACGUUGAUGUACUUGCUCGUAUACCCGCAAAAGCCAAUCGUCAAGACAAAGACCAUAGAGUUAAUAGGCUAUGAUCGUCUCGGUGCGGGUCAAAAUGCGACAAUUGCCGUGAUGUCGUAUAGUGGGUACGACAUCGAAGACGCCAUCGUGAUGAAUCGCGCGUCUCUUGACCGAGGUUUUGGCCGGUGCACGGUGUUGCGCAAAUACUCUGCGCAGGUGAAAAAGUAUAGCAAUAGAACCAUGGACCGAAUCGUCGGGCCCAAAGAUGAUCAUCGCGCGAACCAAAAUAGUCGACAUCACUUAUUAGAUGAUGAUGGCAUCGCCGCCGUCGGUGGUCGCAUCAAGCCUGGUGACAUUUAUGUCAACAAGCAAACGCCGGUGAACACUCGGGAUCCGAUGGCGAAUCCGCACGCGAUGCCAGACACCAUGUAUCGCUCGAAUCCGCUUUCAUACAAAGGUCCCGCAGGUGAAUCGGCGAUUGUUGAUAAAGUCUUACUCACAAUGACGGAUGAAGGGCAAUUCAAUAUCAAGACGCUCGUGCGUCAGACGCGUCGACCAGAAGUUGGUGAUAAGUUUUCUUCUCGUCAUGGCCAGAAAGGCGUUUGCGGCAUCAUCCUCGAUCAGGAAGAUUUCCCGUUCAGCGAACGUGGGAUUACUCCUGACCUCAUCAUGAACCCGCACGGGUUCCCGUCACGUAUGACGGUCGGAAAGAUGAUCGAACUUCUCGGCGGUAAGGCUGGACUCGAGAGCGGCCGCUUCCACGACGGAACCGCGUUUGGUGGAGACACGGUUGAAGCCAUUCAACAAACCUUGGUUGAAUCCGGGUACUCUUACAAAGGCAAGGACAUGCUUCACUGUGGAAUCACCGGCGAAGCGCUUGAAGUCAACGUUUUCAUGGGUCCAGUGUACUAUCAAAAGCUCAAACACAUGGUUCAGGACAAGAUGCACGCUCGCGCGCGCGGUCCUCGCGUCGUCCUCACACGCCAACCCACCGAAGGUCGAGCCCGCGACGGUGGUUUGCGCCUCGGCGAGAUGGAACGCGAUUGCCUCAUCGGUUAUGGCGCAUCACAACUUAUUUUGGAGCGUUUGAUGAUCUCUUCCGAUCAAUUCGAAGCGCAAGUCUGCACCAAGUGCGGCUUGCUCGGAUUCCAGCACCACAUCACCCGCAGGAACGCGUGCACGCUGUGCAAAACUGAGGCCGAAGUCGCGACGUUAAAGCUCCCGUACGCGUGCAAGCUCUUAUUCCAAGAGUUGCAAUCCAUGAACAUAGCACCUCGGUUAUCUUUGACCGAGGCUUAG